This is a messenger RNA of Emericellopsis cladophorae, 723 nucleotides long. RefSeq names its product Metal dependent phosphohydrolase. The record is from RefSeq and is a predicted model, not a curated record. The transcript is spliced from 2 exons. NCBI's taxonomy places the organism in Eukaryota, Fungi, Ascomycota, Sordariomycetes, Hypocreales, Bionectriaceae. The coding region runs from base 1 to 723 and encodes 240 amino acids.
AUGUCUGCCGUUCCGACACCACUUCUUGAGCACGUCGCAUCCCUCAACGCGCUGCCUCCUACUCCGAUAGGCGCCGGGUUCUUCAGCGUUCCUGAUUCAGCCAUUUGCAAGAAGGCAGAAGCCUUUGUUGGAGAAUACCUUCCAACUUGGAUGGGCAACCACGCCUUCCGCACCUACGCAUCCGCGCUCGCCAUUCCGAACCAUGCAGGCUGGGAUGGAGGCGACAAGGCCCGCGAACUGGGUAUCCACAGAGAGUUGAUCUUCCUCGCACGUGUCCUCCGCGAGAUGGGAUUCGAUGCAAAAGACAGCCUUAAGAGUCGCAUGUCGCUCGAGCUCUGGGGCGGCAUCAUGGCGCGAAAGUGGAUUCUGGCGCAGGAGGAGGACUUGGUCGCGGCCGGACGGUCGCCGGAGCUGCUUCUCGGGGGCUUCAGCUCGCACUGCAAUUUCACCCUUGCGCUCGUCGUGCUCGCCGCUGGGCACGGUCUCCCGGGGCUCAGCAAUGCCUUUGUACAUGAAGAUGAAGUGAAGGCCAUAUGUGACAAGUGGCCUCGCAGGGGCUAUUGCGCCGGGUUGAGCAGGCACACCAAAUUGGAGCUCGAGCGCAAGCCGGCCUGCAUGUUUGAGGAUUUCUUGCCGCUCUUCAAUUCGGGCAUGUUCGAAGUCGAUGUUUUUGAAAGUGUGCAGAGUGAACUCGAUAACGAUAAGGGUGGCAGGAAGACCUAG